This is a messenger RNA of Syzygium oleosum, 1418 nucleotides long. Its product is annotated as ethylene-responsive transcription factor TINY-like. NCBI's taxonomy places the organism in Eukaryota, Viridiplantae, Streptophyta, Magnoliopsida, Myrtales, Myrtaceae. Gene Ontology annotation, molecular function: DNA-binding transcription factor activity; DNA binding. Bases 304 to 1128 code for a protein of 274 amino acids. The record is from RefSeq and is a predicted model, not a curated record. The transcript has a single exon. Gene Ontology annotation, biological process: regulation of DNA-templated transcription.
GGUCAUUUAAGACUAUGAUGGGUUAGGGGUCGGUCGAGUGUAGGAGUCGCCUUAGAACCUGCACGUUUUCCUCUCUCUCUCUCCCUCUCUGUCACUACUAAAACUCUCUCUCCCUCUCUCUCUCUCUCUCUCUCUCUCUCUCUCCUCCUCUUAAGCCUCGAGUCGCAGCAACUAGAGAGCAACGAAAGCAAGCCACAAUUCAUUGAACCCACCAAAAGAGGAGAGAAAGAAAAGAGGUGGAAAAAGAGCAGCUUCUUGCUUUUGCUUGGAUCACCGAGUUUUCUGGAGGAAGAACUGAGGGGAAUGGCUGAGCCGCCGAGCUCGGAGCCGGAGUCCUCCAGCACCAGCUCGCCGCCGUGGCCGUCGGCGUCGUCGACGAGCCCGCAGCAGCCCGCGGGGGCCGAGCAGGGCCGGGCGGCCAAGAGGGGGCGGGACAGCGGCAGCAAGCACCCGGUGUACCGCGGGGUGCGGAUGCGGACGUGGGGGAAGUGGGUGUCCGAGAUCCGCGAGCCAAGGAAGAAGAGCCGGAUCUGGCUCGGCACCUUCUCCACCGCCGAGAUGGCGGCGCGUGCCCACGACGUCGCCGCCCUCGCCAUCAAGGGCAGCGCCGCCAUCCUCAACUUCCCCGACCUCGCCCCCUCCCUCCCCCGCCCCGCCAGCUCCUGCCCCCGCGACGUCCAGGCCGCCGCCGCCAAGGCCGCCUCCAUGACCGGCGCCUCCCCCGCCUCCGCCUCCUCCAACUCCGCCGACGCCGCUGUGCCCUCGGCCUUGGACGCAUUGUCGCCGCCCAGCUCCGCGCCGACCACGUCCUCCUCCUCCUCCUCCCACUCGACGUCGUCCUCGCGCGACGACGACGUGUCCGCCCCCGAAGAGCUCGGAGAGAUAGUGGAGCUGCCUCGGCUGGGGGCCAGCUUCGGGUUCGAGCCGAUGAUGAUGAUGAUGACCGACCCGAGCGCGAUCAACGACUUCAUCUACGCGGACGUGGCCGACGCGUGGGCGUACCCUCCGGAACCGUACGGUCAGGAUUACGACUACUUCGGCGGCGGCGGCGGCGACCACCACCAGAUGACGGCGACUGAGCCGGGCGGUAUGGCCGGCGGUUUCGACGCCUUGUUGUGGCAAUAUUAAUGCCUAAUAAUGCAGAAAGCAAAGAAACGGGUUUGUCAUUUGUGUUUUCGAGUUUUAGUGUGCUUGACCCUUGUCUUCUCUUCUUACUUCUUCCUUCUUCUUUUUACCCCUUUUCUUUUUGCGUCCUUUCUUUUCUGCUCCCUCCUUUGGAAUACUUUCGUUUUCAAAGUCCUUUUCUUUUCUUGAUAAAGAAAAUCAAAUGUGAGCUAAGCCCUCUUACUAGUUUUUAACCAAUUUUCACCCCCCACCCCCACUUUGAAUGGAUACUAUAUACCUUCCUUUCUCCUCAA